Haliotis rubra (blacklip abalone) is the source of this 1455-nucleotide messenger RNA. RefSeq lists its product as uncharacterized. Bases 229 to 1455 code for a protein of 408 amino acids. The transcript has 10 exons. The record is from RefSeq and is a predicted model, not a curated record. Lineage: Eukaryota; Metazoa; Mollusca; Gastropoda; Lepetellida; Haliotidae.
AGCACAGAAUUAGAUACGGACCGCCUAAUGGACCAUACAGACGCUCGAACAAAGUUGUGAUGAGAUAGUACGUGCAUCCCGUUAGUCAUGUCGCGACAUCCGUGUCGGAGUGUUACAUCCUUGAUCACAGCCACUAGGUGUUAGAUACAUCGCCAUCCUUCACGUAGCACUUCCCGUUACAAUGUGACUUAAUCACCCGAAUCAGAGUCGACACAUCAGUGAAGGAAGAUGGACAGGAAACGCCGCCCAAAGGGGGCAGAUAGAGGGAGAAAAAGAGACAGAUCUGGCCGCAGCUGCCCUCCUUCUCCACCUGGAAAUGGAGCGGGCAAUAGUGGCAGAUCUCACAGCAGAUGUCGUAGUUCUUCACGAAGAUCCCCCACAAGAUCCCCUACAAGAUCCCCCACAACACAGGGUACAACUACAACAGAUGGCGCCAUCACCACGGGUGCCGAUACAACCACACACACAUUAACUGGUACCUCCCCAAACACGAGUACAACCGUGGCCACAAGCAAACCAACCACCACGGGAAGACCCCCAGCUGAUGCCUCCCCUAAAAAUGGCCAUGUAGUAGGCGGAGCUGUUGGUGGUCUCGUCGGAGGUGUCGCCAUUACUGUUAUCCUCUUUCUACUCUGGCGUUUCUUCCGAGCUAAGAAAAGAAGAGGAGACCGACCGAAGGAAGGAGAGACAGAAAACCCUCACACAUACAUGGGAUUAAUUUACACCAACAACCCCAGCAGUUUGGUGAUGUCCACAGUCCCGGAUGUAAUCAUGGUGUCGCCAGCGCAACUCGCCCCCAAUGAGGCGGAAGCUGAGUAUAAUGUUAUUCAAGAGGAAGAAAAUUACCAGUUGGCAAAGAAGAUGGUUUCUGCCUCUAAGCAGGCAGAUUACGCAGAAAUCCCGGACACACAGAAGAGCGGUACAUCACAACCUGCUGCUGAAUAUUUUGUCCUGGAGGAAGAUGGCCACACAAGUGACGAUUUAAACAGACUAAGAAACGCUGCGACUCCGACUGGAGGAAAGGAUACAUACAACAGACUGGGAGACGACACUGCUUCGACACCGACUGAUAUGAAGGGUACAUACAACAGACUGGGAGACGACACUGCUUCGACGCCGACUGAUAUGAAGGGUACAUACAACAGACUGGGAGACGACACUGCUUCGACACCGACUGAUAUGAAGGGUACAUACAACAGACUGGGAGACGACACUGCUUCGACGCCGACUGAUAUGAAGGGUACAUACAACAGACUGGGAGACGACACUGCUUCGACGCCGACUGAUAUGAAGGGUACAUACAACAGACUGGGAGACGACACUGCUUCGACGCCGACUGAUAUGAAGGGUACAUACAACAGACUGGGAGACGACACUGCUUCGACGCCGACUGAUAUGAAGGGUACAUACAACAGACUGGGAGACGACACUGCUUCGACGCCGACUGAUGUAUAG